AUGUCACCAACUAAAUAUGAAGAACUGGUUAUUUUAAUGGCCCCAUAUCUACAAAGAAUUCACUCAAGACCUGAUAUUCUAUCAGUUGGAGAAAUUUUAGCAGCUACGUUAAGAUACUUAGCUGCUAGUGAAAGCAUGACUGACAGAAUGUUUAAUUUUCGAAUUGGCAAAUCCACUGUUUCAAAAAUAAUUUUAGAAUGCUGCAAUUGUUUGUGGGAUGUAUUAUUUACACCCACUGAAAAAAUUGAAAGAGUUUUUUGA
Messenger RNA from Macrosiphum euphorbiae (potato aphid), 261 nucleotides. The record is from the annotation of a GenBank genome assembly. Lineage: Eukaryota; Metazoa; Arthropoda; Insecta; Hemiptera; Aphididae.